Molecule: messenger RNA, 2391 nt
Organism: Trichechus manatus latirostris (Florida manatee)
Lineage: Eukaryota; Metazoa; Chordata; Mammalia; Sirenia; Trichechidae
Gene: SOCS1
Product: suppressor of cytokine signaling 1
Exons: 2
Coding region: 459-1094 (211 amino acids)
Biological process (GO): phosphatidylinositol phosphate biosynthetic process; intracellular signal transduction
Cellular component (GO): phosphatidylinositol 3-kinase complex
Molecular function (GO): 1-phosphatidylinositol-3-kinase regulator activity
Source: RefSeq, a predicted model, not a curated record
CAGACCGCCCUCGGCCCGCAGGGUACCUACCCGCAGCGUGGUUUUCCUCCUGCCUUUGCCCAAAUCUACGGAACGAGGCGCCGAUCCCCGUCCUGGCCAGCAGGCGGCGAGCCGUGGGCCUGGUGGCCAGAGUCGAGCAGGCUUCUCCUGGGCACCCAUCCCCGCCCCCUGCUGCGACCCAAACCCCGUGCAACCUGGAGCCUGGGCUCUGCCCUCGCUGAGCCACCACCCGCCUGAAAGUGUUCCGCCGAUGGGAAGCCCAUUUUAUUGAAGAGCCUGCUGAGGCUCAAGGGAGCCGCGCAGAUUUGGAACUUACCUCAGCCCCUUAGAGCCCUACCCUUUCCCAGUGCCUUGCGGCCCGUUACCUGCCCAGCCGCACUCGCUCACUGCCUCUGUCUCCCCCAUCAGCGCACCCCCGGACGCUAUGGCCCACCCCUCCGGCUGGCCCCGCGUGUAGAAUGGUAGCACACAACCAGGUGGCAGCCGACAAUGCAAUCUCCACGGCAGCAGAGCCCCGACGGUGGCCAGAGCCUUCCUCCUCCUCCUCCGCGCCCGCGGCCCCGGCGCGCCCGGCCCCGGCCCCGGCUCCGGCUCCGCUCCCGGUCCCGGCCGACACGCACUUCCGUACGUUCCGCUCGCACGCCGAGUACCGGCUCAUCACGCGCGCCAGCGCGCUCCUCGACGCCUGCGGCUUUUACUGGGGACCCCUGAGCGUGCACGGGGCGCACGAGCGGCUGCGCGGCGAACCCGUGGGCACCUUUCUGGUGCGCGACAGCCGCCAACGGAACUGCUUCUUCGCCCUCAGCGUGAAGAUGGCCUCGGGCCCCACGAGCAUCCGAGUACACUUCCAGGCCGGCCGCUUCCACCUGGACGGCAGCCGCGAGAGCUUCGACUGCCUCUUCGAGCUGCUGGAGCACUACGUGGCGGCGCCGCGCCGCAUGCUGGGGGCCCCGCUGCGCCAGCGCCGUGUGCGGCCGCUGCAGGAGCUGUGCCGUCAGCGCAUCGUGGCCACCGUGGGCCGCGAGAACCUGGCGCGCAUCCCCCUCAACCCCGUUCUCCGCGACUACCUGAGCUCCUUCCCCUUCCAGAUCUGACCGGCCGCGCCCGCGAAGCAAGCAGCAUUAACUGGGGCGCCUUAUUAUUUUUCUAUUAUUAAUUAUUAUUAUUUGCCUGGAACCACAUGGGUGCCCUCCCCACUGGGCUGGAGGGAGCGGGUGUUGGAGGCGAGGCGCCACCCGCUCUCUGCUGGAGCCGAGGGUACAGCCCCCUCCCCACCUAUUGGGGGGCGUGCCCCCUCCUGGUGCUCCCUCUGGGUCCCCCUGGUUGUUGUAGCAGCUUAACUGUAUGUGGGGCCAGGACCUGAACUCGCUCCUCCUACCUCUUCAUGUUUACAUAUCUUUGCACAAACCAGGGGGUGGGGAGGGUCUCUGGCUUGAUUUUUCUGCUGUGCAGAAUCCUAUUUUAUAUUUUUUACAACCAGUUUAGGUAAUAAACUUUAUUAUGAAAGUUUUUUUUUUUUUAAGGAAAAAAGGUUUCUAGAGCAUGUGCUUUGGUCUCAGGUGUUCCUUGUUCUGGCAGGACUUGUGGGAGAGGGGUCCUAAGACUGACCUGCUGGGCUCGAGGUGGAGGUAGCUUGUGUUCUGUGGCUCUGAGCCUUGCUGGGUUCUGCCCACAACCCUGGGGGACAGGACGCUGGUCUCCUUUUGGUGCCUUGGUGGUGUGUGUCCGGUGAAGGAGUGGCUCAUGUUGGAGCACUUAUCAUGCCAGGCCCUGUUCUGUGCUUUACAUGCUUAAGUUUACUUAACCCCAUGAGGCACUUUACAGAAGAGAACACCAAAGCACAGGUAAAUUUGCCUGUAGUCACCCCUGUGUCAAAGAAGGCACUUGGGCUCUUUUGGCUGUCCACCAAGAAUCUGUUUGAAAUGGAUGACAGAAAGGAAACGACUUUCCUUCUACAGCCCCAACAACUUCCAGGAAGAGGGUGGGGGCUUGAUGAGUUUUUUGAAGGAGUGGCACAUUCUGAAACUCCAGCAUCAAAGGAGACAUAUUUCAGAUGGGAUGGGGAUGCAGGGUUGGGUCUGACUUCCUUCUUCCCACCCUGUUCUGUCUUGUGUACUUUUUGGUGAACACAAAACUUGGAGUGAGAAAGAGGCUCUGUGGUCUGUGGUGGCAGGAGAGCGCUGCUGGCGGCUUUGGGCAAUUCCCUUUGCCUCUCUGGGCCUCAGCUUCUACCUCAAAAACGGGCUGGCUGGAGGAGGUGGUGCAUGGUAGAGGAGGUGAUGUUCUCAGGAGCAGGGGAAGGCCGCUCCAAGAUGCUGGAGGAGCUGGCUUAGAGCACCAGGAAGUGCCUGGGACACAGGCUGUACAGCGGCCAGCCUGACAGAUGGCCAU